Messenger RNA from Penicillium alfredii, 2688 nucleotides. Its product is annotated as putative arsenite resistance protein Ars2. Gene Ontology annotation, cellular component: kinetochore. The transcript is spliced from 3 exons. Lineage: Eukaryota; Fungi; Ascomycota; Eurotiomycetes; Eurotiales; Aspergillaceae. The coding region runs from base 1 to 2688 and encodes 895 amino acids. The record is from RefSeq and is a predicted model, not a curated record.
AUGGAUUCGUACGAGGGUUAUGGCUCUCCAGGGAGAGCAUCGGGAGACUCUUACAGACGCCGGUCGCCUGUCUCUCAGGAUCGGCGCCGUGGACGCGGACGCUCGCGUUCGCCCAUGAUAGACCGGUAUGAACCAUCGGAUCGUCGCCCUCGUGAGGAUUUCUACAACGCGCCGCGCGAGCAUGCCGCUCGAGACCGCGAGGAUCGCCGACGUGCUCGGUCCCCGAACGUCGCAAACAUCGACCGCUAUGUCCCUGGACAGGACUCCGGAAAGCGUCCGCUCCCGACCAACCCCCUUCCAAACCCGAUUGCCUUGGAUUUCCAGGUGGGGUUCAAUUGGUUCGCCGAGUGGUGGCGCGCGGAACAAGCCAUCAAGGACGAGAAAGAACGGGCCAAGAACGGCGGACGCCGACCAUCUGAUCGGGUUCGGGGAGAGCGCGAGGCUCGCGAGGAGCGUGACAAGGAGCGCGCACAGAUCCAGGCUGCUUAUGAUGCAUACAAGGCCGAUCUACAGAUUAAGUUGUCACGAGGCUUUGUGCAGCAGCAUCGGGGCGAAGAGUGGUUCAAGGAGCGCUAUGUUCCCGAAGUGAGGGAUCCCCUCCGCAAUCGUCUUAUGGCCUUCCGGCAGGGCGCCUACGAUCAGUGGGUGCGUGAUGUCGAGGCGGGCUUGUUUGAUGAAUUCACUCUUGAAGGCAUCUACAAGAGUGAUAGCGACGGCGCUGGUGGCGUGGUUGAGAAGGAGGAAGGCGAGACCACAGCUGUUGGGGAGACCCUCGGCGUUCUUGAUUUGCUUCCUGUUCGUGGGGGAGAACUCCGUGACGAAGCUCUGUCCCAACCCGCCCUGCUCAUCAAGACUCUGGCACCGAACGUCAGCCGAGACAAGAUCGAAGACUUCUGCAAGGAGCAUCUCGGCGAAAGCGAUGGCGGAUUCAAGUGGCUCAGUCUGAGCGAUCCUAACCCUUCCAAGAAGUACCACCGCAUGGGCUGGAUCAUGUUGCAUCCCGCUCGCGACACAACCGUGGUAGACAGGGGUGACGGGCGCGAAGAAGAAGGCGAAGAGAUGGACCACGAAACUGGCCUCAACGGGAACACUGUGUCCACGGCUGAGAGAGCCCUCGAGGCGGUCAACGACAAGACAAUUCACGACUCUGUCCAUGGUGAUUUUGUCUGUCAUGUUGGGGUGCAUGUCCCGGCUUCGCAGCCGCGGAAGAAGGCAUUGUGGGAUUUGUUUUCUGCACCGGAACGCAUCGAACGUGACCUCGAACUGGCCCGUCGACUGGUCUCCCAGCUCGAUCUUGAAAUGGGAGCUGGUGUGGAUGGAUCGGCAAAGAUCGAGGAGCGAGUCGAGGAUCUGCGCGGCAAAGGCUGGUUACAGCCCCCUGUGACGGGGCCCGUGAGUGUCAAAAAGCAGAAGAACGGAUACGACGAAGAGGACCCCGAUGAAGGGGAGAUGGAGGAAGGUGAGGAGAAAGAGCAUUCUGAAGAGGAAGAUGUGGAUGACGAAGAACUGUUAGCGAAGAAGAAAAAGCUGGACUUGAUGGUGGAGUACCUGCGACGGGUUUACAACUUCUGCUUCUUCUGUGUGUUUGAGAGCGACUCGGUUCAUGAACUUGGCCGCAAAUGUCCCGGCGGGCACCUUCGUCGUCCUCGCAACGCCCUCAGCAACCAGGCCAAAGACGUUGCCCGGGCCAGUGCUCUCGGACAGCCGUUCCCGGUCAAGAAGAAGGAACCCAGCGAGGAUGGAGAGGAACGUGCCUCGCCUACGCAGGAGAAGCGGCCGCAACGGCUUAGUUCCAAGUCGGAGCAGCAGCUGCAACGUGCAUUCAACUGGGUCAAGACCUUUGAAGACAAGCUGCUACAGAUCUUGGAACCCGAGAAUGUCGACCUGCGCAAGCUUGGUGGCAAGCCAGUGGACCAGGCGCUCGAGGAUGAUUUGUCCAAGUAUGUGAAGCAGGAAGAUGAUUCCCGGUACCGUUGUAAGGUGCCGGAAUGUACGAAACUUUUCAAAGCAGAGAAUUUCUGGUUCAAGCACGUGGAGAAGCGCCACACGGAAUGGCUUGACAAUAUCAAGGGCGACCUGUCUCUUGUGAACGCCUACGUCCUGGACCCAGCGCGCAUCUCCCCGUCACGGUCUGAUGCGAACAGCAACGGACACUUCCCGCUUGGUUCCGGUCAAGCCCAGAGCGGAACUCCGCGCGGUUUCAGUCUUGCCAACAUGCCUUAUCUCGGCAACCCCGGUGGGAUGCCCGCUGGCUUUCCACCGGCGGGGAUGCCUCCUUUCAUGGCAGCAGGCUCUCAUGUGGGUGCCUGGGGCGGAAACAUGGCGGUUCUUGGUGAUGGGUCUGGCCUGCAUCAGCCCGGCGCGAUGCGACGCGGCCCAAACCGGCAAAACAACCGCCCUGGCCCGUAUGACCGCCGCCGCUUCAACAAUAAUGGUCGCCUGAGUCCUGUCCGCGGCAUGCCUCCCAUGUAUGGGGCGGGCGCUCGGCCUCCGUCCGCCGGGGUCGCGGUGCCUCCUGGCCACCCGGCAGCCAACAUGGCCGUGCCUGCUCUUUUCCCGGAUGCGAUGGGCUCUGGCGGUGGGCCGCAAGCCAUGCCACCCCGCGAAGCCGUCCAGGGCCGUAGCCUGAAGAGCUACGAAGACCUGGACGCCGUCGAUGGCUCCGGCAGCGGCGAGCUGAAUUAUUAG